Salarias fasciatus (jewelled blenny) is the source of this 8838-nucleotide messenger RNA. RefSeq names its product myosin X (gene myo10). Gene Ontology annotation, biological process: regulation of cell shape; regulation of filopodium assembly; cytoskeleton-dependent intracellular transport. Gene Ontology annotation, molecular function: actin filament binding; ATP binding; plus-end directed microfilament motor activity. NCBI's taxonomy places the organism in Eukaryota, Metazoa, Chordata, Actinopteri, Blenniiformes, Blenniidae. The record is from RefSeq and is a predicted model, not a curated record. Gene Ontology annotation, cellular component: filopodium; cytoskeleton; myosin complex.
CUGAAGUGAAGUGAGCGUCUCUAAACUUUGCCCGGCGUCCUCCCGUCCUCCCGUCCUCUCCUGUCGCUUCGCUCCUCUCCAGCUUUCCUCCGGUUCGGCGGAGAGCGGGUCAGACGGAACCGGCCCGGGUCCCGGUGUCCCGGGCUCCUGGAGGAGAACCGGCCGGGUUUUACUGAGAUUCUCCUGCAGGAGUAACUCAUGCAACAAAAGAGAGAAGAGCCAGCCGGAGAGGAUGCACUGAAACCCCGGGUCCGCAGCGCCUCUCCUCCUCUUCUUAUUUUUAUGUAUUGUUUUGUUUUGUUGUUUUCUGCUGGGAAUCCCACGAACAACACAUGAGUCGGAGUGACUGGACAGUGAAUCCCCGGGGAUUAAAGUAACGAGGCGAUGGAUAACUUCUUCACAGAGGGUGACCGGGUGUGGCUCCGGGAGGACGAGCAGUGUCUCCCCAGCACCGUGUCCUCCUGCUCCGGCGGGGUCGUCGUCUUUGCCACUGACUAUGGGCAGGUCUACACCUACAAGCAGAACGCUCUCACCAGGCAGAAGGUGCAGCCCAUGCACCAGAGCAGCGUCGCCGGCGUGGAGGACAUGGCCGCCCUGGAGGACCUUCACGACGGCGCCAUCAUGCACAACCUCUUCCUGCGAUACCAGCAGAGAAACAUCUAUACUUACAUCGGCUCCAUCCUGGCGGCGGUGAACCCCUACCAGCCGCUGGCCGGCCUGUACGACCGGCCGGCGGUGGAGCUCUACAGCCGGCACCACCUCGGGGAAAUCUCGCCACACAUCUUCGCCGUGGCCAACGAGUGCUACCGCUCCCUGUGGAAGAGGCUGCAGAACCAGUGUGUCCUCAUCAGCGGGGAGAGUGGAGCUGGCAAAACGGAAAGCACCAAGCUGAUCCUGAGGUUCCUGUCAGCCAUGAGCCAGCACUCGCUGGAGAUCUCGUCCAGGGACAAGACGUCGCACGUGGAGGAGGCGCUGCUGGAGAGCAGCCCCAUCAUGGAGGCCUUUGGAAACGCCAAGACUGUCUACAACAACAACUCCAGCCGCUUCGGGAAGUUUGUCCAGCUGCAUUUCAGCCAGAAGGGGAACAUCGAGGGAGGCCGGAUCGUUGACUACCUCUUAGAAAAGAACCGAGUGGUCCGACAGAACCCCGGAGAGAGAAACUACCACAUCUUCUACGCCAUCCUAGCAGGAAGCAACAACCAGCAGAAAGAGGCGUUUGGGUUAACUCAUCCUGACAGCUAUCACUACCUGAGGCAGUCCAGCUGCAGCGCCGACAAGACAAUCAACGACAACGCCACUUUUCACGAUGUUCUGAACGCCAUGCGAACAAUGCAGUUCACGGAGGAGAACAUCGGCGAGAUCCUGCGCCUCCUGGCCGGCAUUCUCCACACAGGAAACAUCGAGUUCAUGACGGCCGGGGGGGCGCAGGUCUCCUCCAAAUCAGCUCUCACCCGCACCGCUGAGCUCCUGGGGCUGAACUCCGAUCAGCUGGCCGAGGUUCUGACCCACCGCUCCAUGAUCCUCCGGGGCGAGGAGAUCUCCACCCCGCUCACCGUGGAACAGGCGGUGGACUCCAGAGACUCCAUGGCCAUGGCACUUUAUUCUCAGUGUUUCAACUGGAUCAUCCGCAAGCUCAACAACCGCAUCAGGGGCAAGGAGGACUUCAAAUCCAUCAGCAUCUUAGACAUCUUCGGCUUCGAGAACUUCGAGGUCAACCGCUUCGAGCAGUUCAACAUCAACUAUGCAAACGAGAAGCUUCAGGAAUAUUUUAACAAGCACAUCUUCUCCCUGGAGCAGCUUGAAUACAACAAAGAAGGCCUGGUUUGGGUCGAUAUCGACUGGAUGGACAAUGGAGAGUGUCUGGAUCUGAUAGAGAAGAAACUGGGUCUCCUGGCACUGAUGAACGAGGAGAGCCACUUCCCCAAAGCCACCGACGGCACCCUGCUGGAGAAGCUGCACAGCCAGCACUCGAAAAACCCUUUCUAUGUGAAGCCGCGUGUUGCUGUGCACUACUUCGGCGUCAGGCACUAUGCAGGAGAGGUAGUGUACGACGUUCGGGGGAUGCUGGAGAAGAACAGAGACACUUUCAGAGACGACAUCCUCAACAUGCUGAGGGAGAGCAGGCUGGACUUCGUCUAUGAUCUGUUCGAACACGUGUUGAGCCGCAACAAGCAGGACACGCUGAAGAGCACGUCCAAGCACCGACGGCCCACCGUCAGCUCGCAGUUCAAGGGCUCUCUGCACUCCCUGAUGGCGACUCUCAGCACCUCCAACCCGUUCUUCAUCCGCUGCAUCAAGCCAAACACACACAAGAUGCCUGACCACUUUGACCAGACGGUGGUUCUGAACCAGCUCAGGUACUCUGGCAUGUUGGAGACGGUGAAAAUUCGACGCACAGGCUUCCCGGUUCGAAGACCUUUCCAGGAGUUCUGCGUCAGAUACAAGGUGCUGAUGCGCGGCGUCCUGGUGCCAGGUGACCCCCGGAGCAGCUGCCUCCAGCUGCUGCAGAUGUUUGACAGCAGCAGUGCAGAGUGGCAGAUGGGGAAGACCAAGGUCUUCCUGCGGGAGUCUCUGGAGCUCCGCCUGGAGAGGCAGAGGGAGGUGGAGGUGCUGAAGGCGGCCAUGAUCAUCCAGGCUCACGUCAUGGGCUACGUGGCCAGGAAGCAGUACAGGAAGAUGCUGCAGUGCAUCGUGGUCAUCCAGAAGAACUAUCGGGCCGUUUACUGGCGGAGGAGGUUCCUGCUCACCCGCUGGGCAGCGCUCACCUUCCAGAAGCGCCUCCGAGGCCAGCUGGCCCGUCGCGCCUACAGCCGGCUGCUGGAGGAGCGGCGGCGGCGGAGGGAGGAGGAGGAGGAGGAGGAGAGGGAGAGACGGAUUCUGGAAGCUGAGAGACUCACCAGAGAGGCUGAAGAAGCCGAGCGGCUGGAGGAGGAGCGCCGUGCCGAGCAGCUGGUCUCUCUGGUUCUGUCCGAGUGUCGACCGGCAGAGGAAGCAGCAGGACCGCCGGGCGCCACGGAGGAGCAGGACUCCAGAGACACCCCGGAGGAGGAGGAGGAGGAGGAGGAGGAGGAGGAGGAGGCCAUCCGUCCGCAGGAGGCCUCCCAGGUGGAGGAGAUCCUGCGGCUGGAGCGGGAGAUCCAGGCCCUGCAGCGGCAGAAGGAGCGGCAGGAGCUGUCGCUGACCGAGGCGUCGCUGAACCGCCUGCAGCUGCUCCGGGACCAGGAGCUGCGGCGGCUGGAGGACGAGGCCUGCAGGGCGGCGCAGCAGUUCCUCGACUCGCUCAACUUCGACGAGAUCGACGAGUGCGUGAGGAACAUCGAGAGCUCUCUGGGAGUGGGCGAAGACGACGAGGACAAGGAGGGCGGCCGGAGGAGGGGCGGCGACGAGGAGGAGGUGGACGAGGGCUUCGGCGCCGACGACGAGGCUUUCAAAGACUCUCCCAACCCGAGCGAGCACGGCCACUCGGACGGCCAGCGCACCAGCGGCAUCCGCACCAGCGACGACUCGUCCGAGGAAGACCCGUACGCCAACGACGGCGUGGUCCCGCCGCUGCCGCCCGCCGCCCUGCUCCACCAGGCGCUGCCGCUGCCGCCGGUGCCGGCCGCCUGCCGCAGCGCCGCGUCCAGCGCCGACUCGGCCUACUGCCGCCCCCAGGCCGCCUCCGACGACCUGGUGGAGCUGAUCCCGCCCGACGAGGACUCGGACUACGACCAGGACGACUACGACGAGGGCGCCAUCGUGUCCAGCGGCAGCACGGCCUUCUCCAACCCCCGCAGCGGACAGUGGUCCCCCGAUUACCGGGGCUCCCUGGGCACCUACAACAGCUCGGGGGCGUACCGCUUCAGCUCGGAGGGGGCGCAGUCCUCGUUUGAAGACAGCGAAGACGACUUUGACCGGUUGGACACAGACGACGAGCUGUCCUACCGCCGGGACUCGGUCUACAGCUGCGUCACGCUGCCCUACUUCCACAGCUUCCUCUACAUCAAAGGCGGCCUGAUGAACACGUGGAAGCGGCGCUGGUGCGUGCUGAAAGACGAGACCUUCCUGUGGUUCCGGGCCAAGCAGGAGGCUCUGAAGCAGGGCUGGCUGCACAAGAAGGGCGGCGGCUCGUCCACGCUGUCCCGCCGCAACUGGAAGCGCCGCUGGUUCGUGCUGCGGCAGAGCAAGCUCAUGUACUUCGAGAACGACAGCGAGGAGAAGAUGAAGGGAGUGCUGGACAUGCACAGCGCCAAAGAAAUAAUCGAUAAUACCAACAAGGAGAAUGGAAUUGACAUCGUGAUGCCAGAGAGGACGUACCAUCUGAUCGCCGAGUCUGCUGAGGAUGCAAGUCAUUGGUUCAGCGUCCUCAGUCAAGUCCACAGCUCCACCGAGCAGGAGAUCAGAGAGAUGCACGACGAGCAGGCCAACCCUCAGAACGCCGUGGGAACGUUGGAUGUGGGGAUGAUCGAUUCGGUUUGUGCGUCGGAUAAUCCAGAGAGGCCCAACUCCUUUGUCAUGAUCACUGCAAACCGUGUGCUGCACUGCAACGCCGACACGCCCGAGGAGAUGCACCACUGGAUCACGCUGCUGCAGCGCUCCAAGGGAGACACCCGCGUCGACGGGCAGGAGUUCAUCAUCCGAGGCUGGUUGCACAAAGAGAUGAAGAACAGCACCAAGGCCUCUCUGAAGCUGAAGAAGCGCUGGUUCCUGCUCACCCACAACUCUCUGGACUACUACAAGAGCUCGGAGCGCAACGCCCUGAAGCUGGGAACGCUGGUGCUCAACAGCCUCUGCUCAGUGGUCCAGCCGGAUGACAAGGUCUUCAAAGAGACGGGAUACUGGAGCGUGAUCGUGUACGGCCGGAAGCACUCCUAUCGCCUGUACUGCAAGCUGCUGAACGAAGCCACGCGUUGGGCCAACUCCAUCCAGAACGUCAUCGACACCAAGGCGCCCAUCGACACGCCGACCCAGCAGCUCAUCCAGGACAUCAAGGAGAACUGCCUCAACUCGGAGGUGGUGGAGCAGAUCUACAAGAGGAACCCCAUCCUCCGGUACAGCCACCACCCGCUGCACUCCCCGCUGCUGCCGCUGCCCUACGGAGACAUCCACCUCACCUCUCCCAGGAGCAGGCUCUACACCACGCUGCAGGACGAAGCCCUGAAGGUGUUCGGCUCCCUGCAGCAGCUGGAGGGCGUGGCCGACCCGGUGCCCGUCAUCCAGGGCAUCCUCCAGACGGGGCAGGAGCUCAAACCGCUGCGCGACGAGCUGUACUGCCAGCUGAUCAAGCAGACGGCGCGGCCGCCGCAGCCCGGCAGCCCCGCGAACCUGUGCAGCUGGAAGAUCCUGUCCUGCAUGUCCUGCACCUUCGUCCCCACCAGGAGCGUCCUCAGAUACCUCAAGUUCCACCUGAAGAGGACCCGAGAGCUGUUCCCCCGGGUCGGAGAUGGACCGGUACUGCCCGCCUUCACCCUCGACGCCCUGAGGAAGACCCGGACCCGGGAGAACGUGCCGUCGCAGGAGGAGAUCCGCUCCAUCGUGGCUCGGCAGGAGAUGAGCACCACCGUUCACUGCCACGGCGGCGGCUCCUGCAAGAUCACCAUCAACUCCCACACCACGGCUGGGGAGGUGGUGGAGAAGCUGAUCCGCGGUCUGGCCAUGGAGGACAGCAGGAACAUGUUCGCUCUGUUCGAGCACAACGACUCCACGGAGAAGGCCAUCGAGAGCCGCAUGGUGGUGGCCGACGUGCUGGCCAAGUUCGAGAGGCUUUCGGCGAGCCCGGACGAGUGCAGCACCGGCUGGAAGUUCUACUUCAAGCUGUACUGCUUCUUGGACACGGAGAACGUUCCCAAAGACAGCGUGGAGUUCGCCUUCAUGUUCGAGCAGGCCCACGAAGCCGUCAUCCGAGGUCAGUACCCCGCCCCGGAGGAGACCCUGCAGUUCCUGGCCGCCCUCAGACUGCAGUACCUCCUGGGGGACCACGCCCCCCAGGCCGCCGUCCCCGAGAUGUCCCAGGUCUUCCCCGUGGCGCGGCUGCGGGCGCGCGUGCAGAACUCCGCCAAGACCUUCAACCCGGGCGGCGCGGCGGCGGCGGCCGAGCGCGGCGGCACGGCCGAGAGGAAGCGCUCCAGCUUCCUGGAGGGAACGCUGAGGCGCAGCUUCAGGAGCGGCUCGCUGAGCCGGCAGAAGCUGGAGGAGGAGAACAGCCUGGAGGCCUGGCUGCGGGAGGAGACGGCCGCCGUCAGGACCAGCGUGACGGACAAGUGGAGGAAGCUGCAGGGCAUGAGCCAGGAGCAGGCCAUGGUCAAGUACAUGGCGCUGGUGAAGGAGUGGAAGGGCUACGGCUCCACGCUGUUCAACGUGGAGUGCCGGACGAGCCUUCCCCGCCGAGCUGUGCUGGGCGUGAGCCGCCAGGCCGUCUCGCUGUACAAGCGCGGCGAGCCGUUGCCUCUGGAGGGUUUCCCGUACGAGCAGAUCCUCUCCUGAGCGCCGCUGCCCAACGCCUACAAGAUCGCCGUGGGCCGAGAGCUGCUGUUCGAAAACCCAAUGGUCAUGGACAUCGCCAAGCUGAUGAAGGCGUACAUCAGCAUGAUCGUCAAGAAGCGCUACAGCAACUGCCAGUCUGUCAGCAGCCACGGCAGCCAGUGCAGCGCCUGGUGAGCGCCGCCGCUGAUUUCCCAGGGUGCAAUGGGAGUGCGGGGCGUGGACGCCUGCCGCCCGCUCUCUGGAGACGGCGGCUCGUGCAGACCGAUGUCACGCCGACUUUAAAUGCUGGAGACAAACCGUAAAGCUCUUAAUGUAAAGCAGCCGGAGGUGUUUGGAUGAGUUUGGCUGCAGAGCGGGACACGCCCACUCCGGACGGAUUCUGAGACUGGACCGUUCUGACUGAACCCGGAUCGGUCCUGAGGAGGCGGAGAGACGCUGAGGGCCAGAGGAGAAUCUCAGAGCCAGUUAACUCAAUCAGAAUGAGGCGGCUUGCCCUGGAUUCCAGCAGCAGCUGUUUUCCUUCAUGUUGACUUUAAAUAUUGCAAUCAUUCCUACUCGGCCUGCUCUUAUCCCAUAAAUAAAAAGUCUUCAUAUGUUUAGUUCAAAUGAAUAGUAUGGAAAAAUAAUUAGUAAUAAAUAUAUAAAAAUAAGUCUUUCAGCCUAAGAUUUAAAUAAAGCUGCACUGAAGUUGGCUUGACUGUUUAAGUUGUUAAAAGGAUAAUUAAAAAACAAUCCUUACUAUUGUCCCUAAUUUUCUCGAGACCAAAGAAUCCUGACUGGAGGACAGGUUUGUCCUGAGUUGUCGUUCAGUCAGAGUCCAGGAUUCAGAGGUGGAGGUGUCCCGUUCUGAGGAAACUAUCAAUUUACUCCCGAUGCUAACACACUGUGGCACAACAAGGACUGUAGCUGUUGUUGUUGUGGAUUUGUUAGUGUGACCGUGUGUGUGUGUGAGAGAAGAAAAUAGUUUCUACAGGCUGAAUGUAAAGUGUUUUUUGUUUUUGUUUUUCUGUUGUUUUUUUUAAAGCAGAGAAGAUGUUUGAAAGGACAAUAACUGAAGCCUCCAAGCCUUUUUCCUCUGCUCUGACCAACUCUGGGAUUUGACCUUCUCCAGGAUGAUGUGUUCACUGUAAAUAAUAUAUACUGCAACACGUCUUAAGCAUUUCAGAUUUGUGAUUAUUUUGAUUUGCUGAGGACACAAAGGUCACAAGUGCCUGUUGGAGCUGAAGCAGAUGAGCUGGAGUCAGGUUCAGUCCCAUCGGUGCCGCUCCUCUCCGUGCAGCCAGGAUUUAAACGGUGCUCCCAGCUUCCCUCUUACCUGCCGGUCGAUUCGGAUUCUGACCAGAUCGGGGCAGCCGUACAAGUCAUUCAAGAUAUUAAACGGAACGAUAACGGUGUGAAAUAUACUGAAGCUGGAUCGCUGACUAUCUGCUAGAACAGGCUUUAGACAUUUUUUUUUUUUUUUUGCAAUAUUUUACACAUUACAUUAAAAAAAUGUUCUAUUUCUGGUUGUGUAAACCUGUUAAUAUUACCUGGUAAUAAUGAAUGAAAAUGUUAAGUUCUUUCUUCUGUUAACCAAAAAAAUAUAUAGAAUAUUUCAUUAAAUAUUCUCUAAUAAGAAACAAUGUUUUGAAACAAAUUGCAUCCUGAUAAGACCUGUGUUUAGUGAACGUGCUAUCGACCAGGUAAGGUCCUGUUGAACACGGGUUAUUUUUCUUUAAAUUCAGCUGUAUUAUUAUUACAAACUAGAUUUGUAAGCAGGUAUAGAGAGGCCCUUCAGUGCCUGACGCCCCCUGCUGGUGGAAAGUGUGAACUACAACAUGAUGUCAACAGUUGAACAUGUUUGGCUUUUUCUUUCUAAGGAGGGUAAAUGAUUUGCAGCUGAAGCUGCAACAUAACGCCCACUGAAAUAAACGGAUCCGCAGCGGUGUGUAGAGGAAGGAUCCGCAGCGGAUCGGGUGAAUCUGGUUUUAUCUUGACUGACUUGUUCAGCUGGGCCCAACAUUUCCACAUCAUUUCACUGGAGCUCCGCGGGCGGCAGAUCCAUCCAAAGAUGCGUGUGCAGGACUAUUCCACAGUGCCUUCUUGUAUAUUAUGUACACUUAUUUUGUUUUCCAUGCGUGGUUUGUUUGUUUUUGUUUUGUUUUUUUGGUGGUAUAAUGUGCAAUGUUAUAUGUAUAUUAUAUAAUCAUGUGGCUGUACAUUUUAUAUUGUAAGGGUUUUUUUUUUUGCCUAUUGUCCUGUAUAAUAGUCUUUUUUUUCUCCUAAGGUGUUUAAUCUUCCAUUUUCCCCCUUGUAACUAUCCAGCUGACAGUGGACCUUUGACACAGUAACUACUAUCCUGUUUUUUUUUCUUUUUUUUGUGUUGUGUUUUGAAUU